Malassezia sympodialis ATCC 42132 is the source of this 2130-nucleotide messenger RNA. RefSeq lists its product as uncharacterized. Bases 1 to 2130 code for a protein of 709 amino acids. Gene Ontology annotation, cellular component: lipid droplet. NCBI's taxonomy places the organism in Eukaryota, Fungi, Basidiomycota, Malasseziomycetes, Malasseziales, Malasseziaceae. Gene Ontology annotation, biological process: triterpenoid biosynthetic process; ergosterol biosynthetic process. The record is from RefSeq and is a predicted model, not a curated record. The transcript is spliced from 2 exons. Gene Ontology annotation, molecular function: lanosterol synthase activity.
AUGCAGCAGCGCCGCCACUUGACCGACAUGAGCGACGCGCCGCCGCUCGGCACGACGGAUCUGCGCCGCUGGCGCCUGCGCGUCUCGGACGGAGGACGCCAUGUGUGGCACUACCUGGAGACCGACGAGGAGGUCGAUGCAUGGCCCCAGACACAGGAGGACAAGUACUGGCUCGGCCUCGACAUGGACGUGCCGACGCUCCCGCGCGCUGCGACGCCCAUGGAGGCCGCACGCCAUGGCCUAGAGUUCUACCGGCACCUGCAGUCGAGCGACGGACACUUUGCGGGCGAGUACGGCGGCCCCAUGUUCCUCCUCCCCGGCCUGGUGAUCGGCAUGUAUGUGACGCAGACGCCCAUCCCCGAGCCGUGGCGCAUCGAGAUUGCGCGCUACCUGUGGAACCGGCGCCACCCCGUCGACGGCGGCUGGGGUAUCCACAUCGAGGGCCACUCGACCGUGUUUGGCACCGCGCUCAACUACACGGUCCUGCGCCUCGUGGGCGUGCCGGCGACGCACCCCAUGAUGGUGCAAGCGCGCGCGACGCUGCACCGCCUCGGCGGUGCAACGGCCAUUCCCAGCUGGGGCAAGCUGUGGCUCGCGGUGCUCAACGUGUACGACUGGGACGGCCUCCAUCCCAUCCCGCCGGAGCUGUGGCUCCUCCCCGACUGGGUGCCCAUCCACCCGUGGCGCUGGUGGGUCCACACACGCAUGGUGUACCUGCCGAUGGGCUACCUGUACGCGCGGCGCUUUGCAGCGCCCCUCGAUCCGCUGGUCGCUGCGCUGCGCACCGAGCUGUACACGGAGCCGUACGCGCAGAUCAAGUGGCCUGCGCAGCGGAACCAUGUGGCCCAGGCGGAUCUCUAUGCGCCCCACACCCGCACCGUCGACGCGCUGUUCUACGUGCUGGGGCACUACGAGCGCGUGCAUGUGCCGUGGCUGCGCCGCGCCGGCAUGCAGCGCGCGUACGAGCUCAUUGUCAAGGAGGACAUCAACACAAGCCACCAGUGCCUGGGGCCCGUGAACAAAAUGCUCAACAUGAUUGUGCGCUGGCUCGUCGAUGGGCCGGACAGCGAGGCCAUGGCCCUGCACCGCGAGAAGCUCAAGGACUUUGCGUGGAUGAGCCGCGAGGGCCUUAUGAUGACGGGCACGAACGGCAGCCAGCUGUGGGACACGUCGUUCAUGGCACAGGCCCUCUGUGAGUCGGGCCUCUCGCGCGACCCUGCGUUCCACGACGUGGGCGCGCACCUCCUGCAGUGGCUCGACGCGUGCCAGAUCCGCGAGAACCCGCGCUUCUACCGCUCCGCGUACCGCUUCGCGACCAAGGGCGCGUGGCCCUUCAGCACGCGCGAGCAGGGCUACACCGUGAGCGACUGUACCGCCGAGGGCCUCAAGGGCGUGCUGAUGCUCCAGGAGGCAAGCGGCGCGAACUUUGGGCGCCCCGUCGACGCGCGUCGCCUGCACGACACGAUCGACCUGCUGCUCACGAUGCAGAACGCGAACGGCGGCUACGCCUCGUACGAGACGAUCAAUGGGCCUGCGCUCACCGAGUGGCUCAAUCCCGCCGAGGUAUUUGGCAACAUCAUGGUCGAGUACGCCUACCCCGAGUGCACGACGUCGGUCGUGUCAGGCCUGCGCAUGUUCCAAAAGUACGACAGCUACCGCAGCGCAGACAUUGACGCUGUCGUGGAGCGCGCUGUGCAGUACAUCCUCGGCGCACAGCGCCCCGAUGGCUCGUGGUACGGCUCGUGGGCCAUUUGCUUCACGUAUGCGGCCAUGUUUGCACUCGAGAGUCUCCAGCACGCGGGGCUCACGUACGCGAACAGCGAGCCGGUGCGCCGCGCCUGUGCCUUCCUCCUCGCCAAGCAGCGCGACGACGGCGGCUGGGGCGAGAGCUACAAGUCGUGCGAGACGCACGAGUACGUCCAGUCGCCGUCGCAGGUCGUGCAGACGGCGUGGGCCGUCAUUGCCCUGCUGCACGCCCGGUACCCCGAUCGGGCGCCGAUCGAGCGCGCCGUCGCCCUGAUCAUGGCGCGCCAGCGCCCGGAUGGCUCGUGGGCCCAGGAACAGAUCGAGGGCAUCUUCAACCAGUACGUAUGUGGCGCUGACACAGCAACUGUGCGUGUACCAUACUGA